This is a messenger RNA of Acomys russatus (golden spiny mouse), 838 nucleotides long. RefSeq names its product solute carrier family 50 member 1 (gene Slc50a1). Gene Ontology annotation, cellular component: membrane. Gene Ontology annotation, molecular function: sugar transmembrane transporter activity. Gene Ontology annotation, biological process: carbohydrate transport. The record is from RefSeq and is a predicted model, not a curated record. NCBI's taxonomy places the organism in Eukaryota, Metazoa, Chordata, Mammalia, Rodentia, Muridae. Bases 88 to 753 code for a protein of 221 amino acids. The transcript has 6 exons.
GCGGGGAGGGGAGGGGCUUCGCCGUCCGCAGCUCUGGGCCUGAGCUGCUGGCGCACAGCACUGGGCGAGGGAACAGACUCCGGCGGGAUGGAGGCGGGCGGCGUGGCGGACUCUUUCCUCUCCAGUGCCUGCGUGCUCUUCACACUGGGCAUGUUCUCCACUGGCCUCUCGGACCUCAGGCACAUGCAGAGGACACGGAGCGUGGACAACAUUCAGUUCCUGCCUUUUCUCACCACGGAUGUCAACAACCUGGGCUGGCUGAGUUACGGAGUCUUGAAGGGAGACUUGACCCUCAUCAUUGUUAACACCGUGGGUGCUGUGCUUCAGAGUCUCUAUAUCCUGGUGUACCUGCACUACAGCCCUCAGAAGCGUACUGCGCUCUUCCAGACUGCAACCCUGCUGGGUGUCCUCCUCCUGGGUUAUGGCUACUUUUGGCUUCUGGUGCCAGACCUUGAGGCCCGGCUUGAGCAGCUCGGCCUCUUCUGCAGUGUCUUUACCAUCAGCAUGUAUGUCUCCCCACUGGCUGACUUGGCCAAGAUCAUCCAGACUAAAUCAACCCAGCGUCUCUCCUUCUCGCUCACCAUCGCUACCCUCCUUUCCUCUGCCUCCUGGUCCAUCUACGGGUUUCGACUCAGAGAUUCAUACAUCAUGGUGCCCAACCUUCCGGGAAUCCUUACCAGCUUUAUCCGCCUCGGGCUUUUCUGCAAGUACCCCCCAGAGCACGACAGGAAAUACCGCCUUCUGCAAACCUGACCCCAGGAACCUCAGUGACAACCUGAGGCCGAACUCCUGUUAGCCGCACAGGUCCUUGUAAACAAUUCCGUGGAUGCAGUAGGUU